GGAGGGGCCGCUGCCAUGCUCUGGGCUGCCGGGGAGACGCCCUCGCUGCCCGCUGGCGGCCGCCCCCGGGCCCUGAGCCGGUCCCUGUGGCGCGGGCGCCGCCCCGGGCCCCCGGGGGAGCGCCAUGGCCUUCUCUGAGCUCCUGGAGCGGGUGGGCAGCCUGGGCCGCGGGCAGGUGCUGCAGGCCGUGGCCCUGGCCGUGCCCCUCAUGUGGCUCACCACGCAGAACGUGCUGGAGAACUUCUCGGCGGCCGUGCCCGCGCACCGCUGCUGGGUGCCCCUGCUGGACAACGGCACCGCCCCGGCCGGCGCCCCCGGCCCCGACGCCCUCCUGGCCGUGUCCAUCCCGCCGGGCCCCCGCCACGGGCCCCACCCGUGUCGCCGCUUCCGCCACCCACAGUGGCAGCUCCUGGCGCCCAACGCCACGGCCGCCAACGGGAGCGAGGCCGCCACGGAGCCGUGCGUGGACGGCUGGGUCUACGACCGCAGCACCUUCACCUCCACCAUCGUGGCCCAGUGGGACCUGGUGUGUGACUCUCAGGCCCUGAAGCCCAUGGCCCAGUCCAUCUUCCUGGCCGGGGUCCUGGUGGGAGCCGCAGUGACCGGCCAAGCCUCCGACAGGUUCGGGCGCAGGCUGGUGCUGAGCUGGAGCUACCUGCAGAUGGCCGUGUGGGGCACAGCCACCGCCUUCGCCCCCACCUUCCCCCUCUACUGCCUCUUCCGCUUCCUGGGGGCCCUGGCCAUCGCCGGCGUCAUGAUGAACACUGCCACGCUGCUGAUGGAGUGGACGUCCACGCGAGCCCGCGUCCUGGCCAUGACGUUCAACUCCCUGGGCUACAGCUUCGGCAUGGUGCUGAUGGCCGCCGUGGCCUACGGCGUGCGCGACUGGGCGCUGCUGCAGCUGGCCGUGUCCGUCCCCUUCUUCCUCUGCUUCGUGUACUCCUGGUGGCUGGCGGAGUCGGCGCGGUGGCUGCUCAUCGCCGGCAGACUGGAGCAGGGCCUGCGGGAGCUGCAGCGGGUGGCCGCCAUCAACGGCAAGAGGGCAGCGGGGGACGCGCUGACCAUGGAGGUCGUGCUCUCUGCCAUGCAGGAGGAGCUCAGUGCGAGCCGGGCUCCUGCCAGCCUGGGCAGCCUGCUCUGCACACCUGGCCUGGGCCUCCGGACGGCCGUCUCCACGCUGUGCUGGUUUGCCUUCGGUUUCACCUUCUUCGGCCUGGCCCUGGACCUGCAGGCCCUGGACAGCAACGUCUUCCUGCUGCAGGUCCUCAUCGGGGUCGUGGACAUGGCGGCCAAGCUAGGCACCCUGCUGCUGCUGGGCUGGCUGGGCCGCCGCCCCACGCAGGCGGCCUCCCUGGUGCUGGCCGGGCUCUGCAUCCUGGCCAACGCGCUGGUGCCCCGCGAGAUGAGGCCCCUGCGCUCAGCCCUGGCCCUGCUGGGGCUCGGGUGGAUAGGGGUGGCCUUCACCUGCGUCUCCAUCUACACCGGGGAGCUCUUCCCCACCGUGCUCAGGAUGACCGCGGUGGGCCUGGGCCAGAUGUCGGCCCGAGGGGGAGCCAUCCUGGGGCCUCUGGUCCGGCUCCUGGGGGUCUACCACCCCUCACUGCCCCUGCUGGUGUACGGGGCAGUGCCAGUGCUGAGUGGCCUGACCGCCCUGCUGCUGCCCGAGACCCAGAACCUUCCGCUGCCCGACACCAUCCAGGAUGUGCAGAACCAGUCGGUGAAGAAGGCCACCCACGGUGCCCGGGGGCCGUCUGUCCUGAAGUCCACGCAGCUGUAGGCUUCCCGAGCGCCGGCGAGGGCCCGGGAGGAGCCUGCUCUCCUCUGCUGACGGCAGGAGACAAAGGC
Messenger RNA from Eptesicus fuscus (big brown bat), 1845 nucleotides. It is a transcript of the gene SLC22A12, whose product is annotated as solute carrier family 22 member 12. Gene Ontology annotation, cellular component: membrane. The record is from RefSeq and is a predicted model, not a curated record. NCBI's taxonomy places the organism in Eukaryota, Metazoa, Chordata, Mammalia, Chiroptera, Vespertilionidae. Bases 125 to 1777 code for a protein of 550 amino acids. Gene Ontology annotation, biological process: transmembrane transport. Gene Ontology annotation, molecular function: transmembrane transporter activity. The transcript is spliced from 10 exons.